Molecule: messenger RNA, 7503 nt
Organism: Athalia rosae (coleseed sawfly)
Lineage: Eukaryota; Metazoa; Arthropoda; Insecta; Hymenoptera; Athaliidae
Gene: mtd
Product: TLD domain-containing protein 2
Exons: 19
Coding region: 1644-5573 (1309 amino acids)
Biological process (GO): response to oxidative stress
Cellular component (GO): nucleus
Source: RefSeq, a predicted model, not a curated record
UCGGGUUUUGAUAUUUCGUUAUCUUUCGCGGUCAGCGUUACAGAUCGGAACGAAUUCGAGAUGGAUGAUUAAAUUAUUUAUACAAAUCCGAGGAAUUAUCGACGAUAGCGAUCGCUUGGUCCGCCAAGUUCUCGUUAGAAUUUUCGUCGGUUUUCUCGGUUUGAAAAUUAUUAUUCGGCGUUCCCGCGAUGCGUGGGUAAAAGUAGUAUAGAGAGACGCGGCGUCGAGUGCGGUGCAGGAGGAAAGCCGUCUCUCCGGAGAGAAAGAGACGACAAGUGGGGGUGCUGCCAGACGGCAGUAGUGCGGGUACAGCAGACACCGGGGGAAUGGGGAGAUCGUAUAAAUACAAGCGAGUCGGACGGCGAACGCUUAGUAGGUUGUAUCUUAUCGACGGUAGUCGCGUUUGCGUCGGUGUCGUUCGCUCGGUUUUGUAUCAUACACACGAAAAAGAAAAAGAGAAAAAAAAAGAGAAUUACGUCACGGUAACUACGGUCAAACAAAUGGUGCAUCGUUCGAAAACAAUGGAAACGGGAAACAACCGCGAUCAGAAAUAUGAAAACAACGAUUGAAAGGGUCGGCGCGCAAACGAACUGCGGGCGCGGGACGUUCUUCGAGUGUCGAUGAAAAAAUGAAGUCCGACGCUCCACCGAAAGGGAUGAAUAUCGGAACUUGAACUUGCGGUUGUUUGCUUUACGCGGUGAUACGGUCCAUUGGAAGUGUGCGCGAUACACGUUACAUAUACAUACACGUUAAAUACACGGGUGUGUUGACCCCCCUUCGUGAGAGUGAAACCGCUUCCGUUGCUCGGUCGGUCCGGUUGGUUCUUCUCGAUACAGGAGCGAUACGCGACGUGAGGAGUGUUUGAAAAAAAAAAAGCCGUAAGUAGAAGGAGAAGGGAAAAAGAAGAGGCUGGAAUUUAAAAGAGAAUAAGCCUAUCCGAUGUGAAAGUGGUGCGCGCCUGGAUAUACGGGAUGUGUUAACAAAAAUCUAUAUAUGUAUGUAUAAUACGAGUGCGAAGGAGGCUCGAUGUGUGAUACCCUACUAAAUAUCGUAUGUUUCAUACACGACAUUAGAAUGCGGUUGCUCCGAUACGUGGACGACUGCAAUUAUACGGCGACGAAUACCGAACUGCGUUAGAAUCUUGUUUCCGUACGUACGUUAAAUAUUAUUGUAUUACCGUGCGCGAGGAACGUACAGUGUCUAGUUGCCACCGUGUGUAUAUAUAUAUACCGCGCGUCGUUUAUCACGUGGAAAAAGUUGCAGAGGUGCACCAAGAGCGCGUUGGUAUAUAAGUUGAGAAAACAUAUUCCUCGAGACGGAGAAGUAAUAAAGGCGCGCUCGCUCCGUUGGAUCGUAAUUUUGCGCUCAGGCUUCGCGCACGGCUCUCGUCGUCACCGAUGACCGGCCUACCGCGUCCGUAGAAUUGAGAAAAAAAGAUUCCCGCUUUUUAACGGAAAAUACGCGUUAAGGAAAUAAGUACGUCGCGGAGUACGAGGCGAAGAAGCGAAAAGUUUGUCGCUCGAAGACGUACGCGGCAGGAUGACGAUUACCCGGAGAGUAGUCGGACGUCGUUGUUGAAGCGAAGUUGAACUUUGCAAUCUUUGCGAUCAUCCGAAUAUCCGACGAUCGAGAUAACCGAAGAGAUGGAGGGUACGAUGUACAUAACCGAACCGUUGCAAAACAAUAAUCGAUCGUCGAUAAAAUUCGGUUCGGCCGAUUCCAUUCCUUCGUUGACGGAGCGCAAGUCGCUAGUGAUCGGCGAAGAGAUUCCCGACAAGAUGACGAUUUUAAAAACUGAGGAAUCUCCGAUCCCGUCCAAUGACGCACCGGUGAUUAAUCCGAUCCGCGAAAUUCCCGUGCCUCCGGUACGCGCCCGACGUCACAGCGUUCUAGACGAUUUGAGAGCGCGAAGAGACAGCCUCUUCCAACGGGCCCGAAGAUCCAGCAUCUUCGAGGACAAGGAAAACCCGAAACCCGAGUUCAUAUGCAAGGAGGAGAAACGGAGGAGCAGCGACGAGGGUCGCAGAGGUUCCAUUUUCUACGUUUCCGAGGAUCUCCUCGAAGAGAAUCCGAAGACCAAAGAAGAUUUCGAGGAGGUCAAACGCGCCUCUUCGCCCACCGACGUCAGGGACCAAAAGGGAAGACGCAGGUCCUGGCAUCCUCUGGCGAAACCGCCGAAAUUAGACCGGAAACGAAGAAAAGGUGUGCCCAACAACACGCCUCAAGUCGGAAGUGCCGACGGUAUUUACGUCAGGCAAAAGAGACCCUCGUGGUGGAACAUCUUCGCACCGGAAUCCAGCAUCAGGUCGCGGCGCAUGUCCCAGGACGUCACGCAUACCAGAUCAACAGAGAACUUGUCGGCCCAUUUCAGGAGCAAAAGCCGGAGCGUUGACCAUGGAUUUGCCGCACCUUUCGAUCUGGAUUCUUUGCGCAGCAAGGUCGAAGGUCGUUUCGAAUCGGUCGACAAACUCUCCAAAGAUUCCGAUUCUGAGAGCAAAGAUGAGACGGGCUCGCAGGAGAAAAAGCACAGCCGAGUGUCGCAGCAAAUUGAAACGAUCCCCUAUACGGUGAGUGACAGAGACACGCUGACGUCCGUGGCGGCUCGAUUUGAUACCACGCCAUCGGAGCUCACAAAAUUGAAUAGAUUGGGCAGCACCUUUGUUUACCCGGGACAGCAACUGCGUGUUCCUGCCAAGGGUGAGGGACGCGAAAGAAGCAGCGUGGGAGCAAUCGCAUCCGAUUCGCCCAGCCCUGAUCCAAACUUCGAUCAUGAAUCGCACGACGAUCUACCACCCGAGGAAAAAGAACUUCUGGACAACUUGCGCCCUGUAUCCCCAAAACCUGGUCAUAUGGAAAGAUUGAAAACACCGGUAGGAACUGCCAGCGUAGCUGGAGAAGACGAUGAGCAACCUUUCAAGGAACGCUUUCUAAGAAUCAAUGUUCGCCAUAUAACGGAUGGACAGGGAGUUGUAGGUGGUGUUCUGCUGGUUACUCCAAAUGCCGUAAUGUUUGAUCCAAAUGUCUCUGAUCCGCUGGUAAUCGAACACAGUGCAGAAUCUUACGGAGUGAUAGCUCCGAUGGAAUUUAUUGUAAAUGCUGCGAUUUACUACGACAUUGCUCAUAUGCGAGUGGGUCACACAGAUUCGAAUUCAAGUGAUAAGAAACCUGAGAUAUACUACAUGAAAAAAACAGAUGACAACCGUGGUCAUCUGUCGCCGGGAAAAGAUGAGAAUUUUCCUGAACUGGCAGUUGAUGACAGUGAGAGUGUCUGCAGUUGCGCUGAAAGGGACGGAGAUGCUUUUCCGAAAGCCUUUGAAAGGGAACUUGUCACUCCGACCAAUUUGCAGAGUGAUGAUGGGAAUAAUUCUACCAAAGACAAAGAGAAAGAAAAAAAAACUGACAAGGAAGAAGAUAGCAAAGAGGUCACGACUAUUGCUACUACCCAGGGAACCAGGACCUUAGAAGAACGCAGGCGUUCUAUGCUCGAUCAUCACUGGGCCGUCCCUAGCAAAGAUAGAUCCUGUUCACUUUCUGUCGAUGAUGAACAACAGGAUCCAGCAGUGGGUGGAAGCAUCGAAAAGGGUGAACAGCAGUUGAAACCCUAUGCGAUCCCUGAGGAAGAGGCAUCUCUAGUCAAAAUGUCGUGCCAUGACUCAGGCAUCGACAUCCGUGAUCCAAACCCACCAACAUUACCGCCAAUACCCAUUGUACAGCCAAUAGCAUCAAAAAAAGUAUACUCAGAUGCUGAUAUUGUACUUUCCUCGGACUGGGUGCCACCUAUAACCAUAGCUCCCACCAAUGUGUCACUCACACCCACGGAUAGCCUCUCCGCUAUUAAUGGCAGGAAAAAGGCUAGCUCAGUGUCAUUUAGCCUGGACAGCAAUGCUGAGGAAACCGAAAAAGAAGAUGACCGUAGAGAAGAUGACAAGCAGGAGACCCGUAAAAAUAAGAUGCUGAAGCGGCUUUCUUACCCCCUAUCUUGGAUGGAAGGUUUGACGGGGGACAAGGAGGAAGAGGGAGGCAAGUCUGGUAGCGAGAAAGUGUCGAGUGUACCCGGUAGUGCAGAUGCUCAUCACUCGAGCGUAUUUAGCAAAGUUUUUUCGAGCUCGCCGAUCAACCUGGUGAGCGACUUUAGCUCUGGCCUCUUCGCCAAGACUCCCAGCGAGGAAAGUGGCUUUGGAAGGGGGGGAGCUACCCCUCCUCUUUCAGCCUCAUCCCUUUCCCACUUCCAAGACAACGGCAACUCAACGUCGCAGUUCUCCCCUGCAGGUUCGGGAGGUUUUGCGGGACGCUCGUCAGUCGGUACUUUUAUCAGACAGCAACCUCUCACCUCAUCUGGAAGUAGCAGUAUGGAUAGUAGUCGUGGAAGCAAAACUUCAACAGCACCUCCUAGACUCGAUUACCGCAGCAUGGUUUCCGUGGAUGACAUGCCAGAGCUUUUUGUCAGCUUUGACAUCCAAGCACCUAAUUUCCCCGAACUCGAAGGCCUCGAAUUGAUCCCGCGGCCGGCCCGAUCCUGCGAUGAUCCCCCGCUCUACCUUCGCCUUCGUACCGGACGGCCAAAAGACAAAAGGAUACCAAGAUCAACCCCGAUAAUGAGCUACGGAAAGAAAAAACUUCGUCCCGAGUACUGGUUCAGCGUCCCGAGGAAUCGAGUCGAUGAUCUCUACCGAUUCAUAAGCGCUUGGGUACCGGCCCUUUACGGAGAACUGGAUGAGAAUCUGUGGAGGGAACGAGGCUACAUAUUGUCGGACACUGACACCGAUCUGUCCCCGGAACUUUCACCCGAAUUAUCACCUCUUCAAGAUCGCGAUCCCGCCGCCCUCGCGGAGGCUGGGAAAUCCGGUGCAGCCGACGGUGAUGAUAUAUCCGAACUGACACGUGAAUCAUGGGAGUUGAUCAAGGCCCCCUACGCAAAGCUGUACAACAUCCUGAAGACGUCCAGCGCAUCAGCUGAUUCGGAGCUCCAGGUUCAGGACACCGAGGUGCUGUCGAUGAGCGAGGAGCUCAGGCGAGCCUUGUAUGCCACCAAUGCUACAUCACUCGAUACAGAAGUGAUAGUACCGGAUCUAGUUGGCAAUACAGAAAUACUAGGCGAUGAACACAGGGAGCAUUUGUGCCGUCAUUUACCUGCGAGAGCUGAAGGCUAUCUUUGGACGCUUGUUUUCAGCACCAGCCAACAUGGAUUCAGUUUGAAUAGCAUGUACCGUAAAAUGCACAGGCUCGAAAGCCCCAUAUUGUUGGUCAUAGAGGAUACCGGAGGAAAUGUCUUCGGCGCUCUGACCUCCUGCUCCCUGCACGUCAGUGACCAUUUUUAUGGCACAGGUGAAUCACUGCUGUUCCGGUUUACACCAAAGUUCCAAGCUUUCAAUUGGACUGGAGAUAACCUUUACUUCAUAAAAGGAAACAACGAGAGUCUUGCCAUUGGGGCUGGAGAUGGAAAGUUUGGGCUCUGGUUGGACGGUGACCUAUACCAGGGUAGAACGCAAUCGUGCAGUACGUACGGUAACGAACCCCUCGCACCGCACGAAGACUUUGUCGUCAAGACGCUCGAGUGCUGGGCCUUUGUGUAGGAUACACUUUUACCGAUCACCCCCUUGCCUUGAAACCGCUCGUUGCGGUCGGACCUUAAUUGAGCUUUGCCGUUACGUACCUACCUACUUACACCAAGGUUGAGAAAAAGCUAUCGAACGAGAAUUACCAGGACACAGGAGCGAAGAUAUAAAUAGGUAACAGUGCUUUACCGUGUAACGACGAUACACCAAUAUAACAACGAUAGAACAGGGAUCCUUCUGUAGAAAAUGAAACGAAAAAAACAUACAAAUUGAGUCAAUGAUCCCAUUGAUGCAUUAUUACCGAACGACAAUAAGUCUGAUCCAACGAAAUUCGUCGUCGUCGUCGUCAUCGUCGUUGUUGUAUGGUCGAUGUUGUUGGUGUUGCUGUUCCCCAGUUCCUGUAUCUCUAAAUAUGUUUGACAGGGAUACGAUCAAGGAGUAGAUUUCCAUAGACGUAUCAAUUACGAGAAUAGAACAGAGGCCAAACAAGUUUGAUGUAUAGGAUAUCCGCUAAGUUGCUAAUUACCAAACGAAAUACUAUGUUGCGUUGUCUAACUGUUAAUUAUUUUUUUAAAAAUCAAAUAAUCCUAAACUGUAUUUAUUUUAUUUUUUACCAUUACUUUAAAUUAAUCAUUCAAAUAAAUAGCUGUUGCAUAUCAAUACAUAUUACUCGUCUAUCCGGAGUAUCCGGUGAUAGAGCCUGCGAUGUGAUAGUAACACCAUGAUUAUUAAGGGGGGUAUUCAAGUUUUAAGUAUAAUCAGUAAUUGUUUGAAUUACCAAACAUACAUAGUGUUGUCUAUCCGAUGUUUAUUGUCUGUUCUCACGCUGAACUUUUUUUUAGCUUCGAUACUCCAUAUUGAAAUCCGACGAAAUGUUAUGCGGAAGAUAGGUGUAUGCAUAUAAACGGAAAGAUAAGAAAUAAACAAACAAACAAACAUAACGCUAUGGUAUAUUAACCGUUUGUUCAUGUGUAGAUAGUGUAGAUAAAGUGUGGAGCUGUAAAGAUGAUAGAGAAAUGAAGAUGAGUCAUAGUAUAGAAAAAAAAAAGGAAGUUUGAAAAGAUUUAAACAAUUAAUUGGGAAAUGUGAGGCUAGAGAAAAAUUGAGGGAGGGAGAGAGAAAGAGAUAGAUAUAUUAUGUGUGUAUAUAACAGUAUAUGCAUAUAUUAUAUAUAUACCUUGCAUACAUAGAUAUGUAUAUGUUGUUGUAUUAAACGACGAUGCUGUAUGUAUAUCAACGUUAAAGUUAACAUUAACAAUUAAUGUCAAGAAAUUAUAUACUGAUGUAACGAUUUAGGCAAUACACGUAGAAUGCUGUUGAUGAUGAUCUAACGCAUCCAGAAUGAUGUGCGUAGCCUGCGUAGAGAUCUAUAGUAUGUAUGAUACAUAGCACAUCGGGUUGUCGGCCGUAUAUUGUGUACAUUUGAGUACGUAAAUACUACAACGUAAAUGAACUUGAGAGAGAAAAUAAGAAGAAUAAACAAUAUACAUGGAAAAAAGAAUUUCACGAAAAAGGAGAUAAUGAUAACAAAACGUCGUUAUUUUUAUCGCAAAAAACCCCGGUUCGAACCGUAAGAUUAUCGUUACAGUUCAAUAAAUAAAAAUCUCAAUGAAAACAGAAAAUGAUGAAAACCUGCACGUUCUCACUAUCGUUUUUAUCCUUGUUCCUUCGUUUAAGUUUCGGAUGUUUUUUUUUUUUUUUUUCUUUUUUCAUCUUUUUACGGAGCAUCUAUCAUACGAGCUUUCAAAAUCCUAAACCUGUGAACAGCAAUUUUAUUCUGAAGAAAAAAAAAAUUGAGAUCAAUGCAAGAGAAUAUUCACUGUAAAUUUUGAAGGGGUUUGAUAAUCGGGGUGGACGCCCGUUUUUAACACCGCUAGUUUCUUGCUGUUAGACAUUUAUUAUUGUAUAUGUGUAAAAGUUGUAUGAAAUAAAUGAUUUAGAUAUUGCA